UGUCGAGCAGCUGUUGCGUCUACCACCAUUAGAUAGGGAGGAAAAUGAGCCGUUUGCGAGGGUUCUUCUUCGGCGCAUGUGCCGUCACGGGUGUGACACAAACUUGUUUUUGCGCAGCCUUCUUCUUUCAUUGACUCCCGGUCUGCGUUCCAGAGUGAAUUAUCUCUGGAAACCUGUGACGUCACGUACGGUGGACGUGAAAGAGACAUUGGACGGUCCUGCUCGCAUAGGAGACGUCGUGACAGGUCAUCCAAAUCGUCUCAAUUACAUUAGGAAAUACUCGAGACGAUUUGUUGCGAUUCUGAGCGAGAGGCGGGCAGCCGCAAAGAAAAGCCCUUCUGGGACCGACGCAAAAACGGCAGAGCGCGACGCUUCUGCCUUUUUUCUUCCCUUGUCUUCUUCUUCUUCAGCAGAUUCCAAACUUUCGUUGUGGGAUAUGCUCCAGAUACUCUUGCGAUCCCCGCAUCGUCUCCUGCUGGAGGAGCGGCCGUUUCCCUGCUUCUUUGAUGAUUAUGACCGGGCACUCAUCAUUGGUGAUAUCGAAUUGCCACCCAUUGGUCCCCCACCGCAGUUUUUGGUGCCACUUUUUCCCGAACUUGUGGAUGAUGGGGGUGAUGGGGGCCUCGGCUCGCUUGCAGGGCUUGAAAGGGCGCUAUUACAGGAGCCACACAAACUUGUGUACAGCAUGCUGGGUCCACUAAAUGCGGAGAGGAUUCAGAACGCCGGACGACUCUGCGUUGUCACGACAUGUGUGUUGGUUUUUGUUCGUGCCGCUCGCUUGGGUGGGGGGGAUGCUGUCCACGAAAUACUGAGAAGGCUCAAGUCACUGGCGAUGGUAAGUUAUGCGAAAUGGAAGAAGCAAAGAAACGCGCCCAAUCACUGCAACAAAAGGUGGAUUCGUCGUGCGAAGCAAGUUGGGAGCUGUGUAAGUCGCCUUCCCAGAGAGGGUUCUUGCUACUGCACGGCAAACGAUGGAUCGGCGCGUUGUUCGGCCUUUUUGUUUCAUGGCCACUGCGCCCCUAUGAGCGCGAGUGAGCAGUAUUACUAUCGCUACGGCGGUUGUUUUUUCCGUAACAUGUUCCGUCUCAUGUGUGUGUGGAUUGGUCACUACGGUGCCUGCCAGCGAUAUGUAGAGACAAUUUACUACUGCACGGAGGUUCCAUUCGCGGAGACAAAAUGUGUUGUUUUAUACUUAAUGCGUGUACUCCCUGACUACUUUUUGGGAUGA
Messenger RNA from Trypanosoma cruzi, 1228 nucleotides. RefSeq lists its product as uncharacterized. The record is from RefSeq and is a predicted model, not a curated record. Lineage: Eukaryota; Euglenozoa; Kinetoplastea; Trypanosomatida; Trypanosomatidae. The transcript has a single exon. Gene Ontology annotation, biological process: ubiquitin-dependent protein catabolic process. The annotation marks the transcript as partial. Gene Ontology annotation, cellular component: Cul4A-RING E3 ubiquitin ligase complex. Gene Ontology annotation, molecular function: phosphatase binding.